GCGGCCUCCCAGAAGCUUGAGCGUUGCGAGGGUCAAGCAACGAAGUUCGAGCAAGAGUUGGCCGCGCUCAACGAGAAGCUCGAGGCCAUCCAGAAUGACAUCCGCGGGAAGCAGACGACCAUUGAGGCGAAGGCCAAAGAGAUCGUUGUCUUUGCUGCUGAAGUGGCGGCCAGUGCCGCGAAAGUUCGUCAACAGCGAGGUGAAACUCCAUUGCAAGCAGGUGUGCUUGAAGACUUGAUCGCCAGGCUUGGAGCGUCGCCCGAAAUCUCGAACAAUCCUGAGAUGCAGAAGUUGUUCGCCGACCUCCGCAGUCACCACAACUUCAACAAGUUCCAGCCACUGUUGUUCAAGUCGGUGGGGAAUGUGGCUGAGCCCAAAGAUAUCCAGAUGGGCG
Prorocentrum cordatum is the source of this 394-nucleotide messenger RNA. NCBI's taxonomy places the organism in Eukaryota, Dinophyceae, Prorocentrales, Prorocentraceae. The record is from the annotation of a GenBank genome assembly.